AUGAGGCUUUCCACUUUCCUCGCGAGGUUUAGCUACGUAUGGGCGACUCAGGGCCUUCUUGUACAAUCCGUCCAAGGCCACCACCAGGAUGCCAGGCCGGUUUCCGAGUCCAGCACUGAUGAUGGCUCCGGUGCGAGCCAGAUUCCCGCCAGAAGUGGCCUGUUACAUCCGCGGCAAGGUUUCGAUGCCAGAGCCGCAGCAAAGGCAGCCAUCGACGCUUUAAACACCAAAUUCUAUUCCUCUACGGAGGCCAUCUGGUCGCCUGGCGCUCCUUGGUGGCUGAGCGGCGUUGCCCUGACCAGUGUUAUAGACUACAUGCGGAAGACAGGUUCCAGAGAUUACCUAGCCCAGGUCGAGCAUAUGAUUCACGUGCAAAGAACCCAGUGGUCCAACACCGGCGGCGACUUUCGUGGUCCGUCGACUGACGAUACGGGGUGGUGGGCGCUCGCCAUGAUCCGGAUGUACGAUCUAACAGGUAACGACUCCUACCUCGACAUCUCGGUCGAGGACGAGGCAUACAUGUACGACUGCUGGACCCUGUCCCCCUGCGGCGGCGGGAUGUUUGUCGACAUCGCGACCAAAACAUACAAAAACGCCAUCGCCAACGAGCUAUACAUUAAGCUCGCGGCAUCGUUGCAUAAUCGCAUUGCCAACGGCAUAGAUUACCUCGCCCGGGCGGAAACCGCUUGGACAUGGUUCCAGGCAUCGGGCAUGAUCAAAAACGACAGCUUGAUUAACGACGGCCUGACCGCAAGCAGCGACGGCGUCUGCUACAACAACAACCUGCCUGUAUGGACCUAUAACCAAGGUGUCAUCAUCGGCGCCCUUGUUGAACUCUACCAAGCCACCGCCUCGGAGGCCUACCUGACCAACGCCUACACAAUAGCCGACGCAGUCCUCUCGUCCCAGACCACCCCGCAGCUCACCCGGGACGGUAUCCUGACCGAAGGGGCCUGCGAGCCCGACGAGGCGAACGGCUGCAACCACGACCAGCAGGUCUUCAAGGGCGUGUUCGCCUACAACCUGGACGAGCUGAGCAACGCGAUCCCAGACGGCAGUGCCAACCCCUACCGCAGCUAUCUGCAGCAGAACGCGCAGAGCGCCUACACGCACGCGAGGGCCGAGGCGACCGACCUGUACGACGUCAGCUGGGUCGGGCCGUUCCGGAACUCGACCAUUGGGAAGCAGGCGAGCGCGGUCGGGCUGCUGGUUGCUGCUAUCUGA
Messenger RNA from Chaetomium globosum CBS 148.51, 1224 nucleotides. RefSeq lists its product as uncharacterized. The coding region runs from base 1 to 1224 and encodes 407 amino acids. The transcript has 3 exons. Gene Ontology annotation, biological process: carbohydrate metabolic process. NCBI's taxonomy places the organism in Eukaryota, Fungi, Ascomycota, Sordariomycetes, Sordariales, Chaetomiaceae. The record is from RefSeq and is a predicted model, not a curated record.